AUGCCGGGCGGGGCGUGUGCGGGCGCCGCUGCUGCUGCUGCCAGCAGCAGCAGCAGCAGCAGCAGCAGCAGCAGCAGCAGCAGCAGCAGCAGCACGCGGACGCUGCGAAUCAGCAACUUGGACCCUGCAGUCCUUCUGGACCAACUGAGGAUAGAUCUUUAUGAACUUUGUAAACCCUUUGGCGAGGUUUUGGAAAUAAUUGCAAAAAGAGAAAAAAGAGGAGAAGCUCUGGUGGUUUUUGCUGCUGAAGAAGCAGCAGCAAAAGCCUACAUGGCGCUGCAGGGCCAAACCCUGUACGGCAAAACCCUCAGAGUGGACCUUGCGGAGAACCCGCCGCCGCUGCAGGCCGAGGAGCCUAGGGUUUAG
Molecule: messenger RNA, 366 nt
Organism: Eimeria necatrix
Lineage: Eukaryota; Apicomplexa; Conoidasida; Eucoccidiorida; Eimeriidae
Exons: 1
Coding region: 1-366 (121 amino acids)
Molecular function (GO): RNA binding
Source: RefSeq, a predicted model, not a curated record